AUGAAUGUGCUAGAUCAUGUACGGGAUAUGGCUGCUGCCGGCCUUCACUCUAAUGUUCGGAUAUUGAGCAGUUUGUUGCUGACAAUGAGUAAUAACAACCCGGAGCUGUUGUCACCGGCCCAGAAGUACCAGCUGCUGGUUUACCAUGCCGAUGCCAUCUUUCAUGACAAAGAGUACCGUAAUGCAGCCUGCAAAUACAGUAUGGCACUGCAGCAGAAGAAGGUGCUCAGCAAAACAUCUAAAGUUCGUACUUCUACUGGUGGAGCCGCGUCUAACAUACAAGCACAGAGUUUGCCCUCUGAAAUUGAGAUAAAGUACAAAAUAGCUGAAUGUUACACAAUCCUGAAACUGGACAAAGAUGCUGUUGCAGUGCUUGAUGGGAUUCCAUCCAGACAGAGGACUCCAAAGAUCAACAUGAUGCUAGCAAACUUGUACAGGAAAGCUGGUCAGGAACGUUCUGCAGUGACAAGCUACAAAGAGGUCCUCAGACAGUGUCCCCUUGCUCUGGAUGCCAUCAUCGGCCUUCUCUCUCUGUCCAUCAAAGGAGCUGAAGUUGCAUCUAUGACCAUGGAUGUGAUUCAGAGUAUCCCCAACCUGGACUGGCUGUCUGUUUGGAUCAAGGCUUAUGCUUUCAUACAUGCAGGAGACAAUCAAAGAGCCAUCAACACCAUCUGCUCUUUGGAGAAGAAGUCUCUGUUGCGGGAUAAUGUGGACCUGCUGGUUAGUCUGGCAGACGUUUACUUCAGGGCCGGUGAUACUAAGAAUGCCAUCCUCAAAUUUGAACAAGCCCAGAUGCUGGACCCGUACCUCAUCAAAGGGAUGGACGUGUAUGGUUACCUGAUGGCACGUGAGGGACAUUUGGAGGAUGUUGAAGUCCUGGGUGGGCGAUUGUUUAAUAUCUCAGACCAGCAUGCUGAACCUUGGGUCAUCUCUGGUUGUCACAGCUUUUACAGUAAGCGUUACUCCAGAGCUCUUUACCUCGGGGCAAAGGCCAUCCAGCUGAACAGUAACAGUGUGCAGGCGCUGCUCCUGAAGGGGGCAGCGCUGAGAAACAUGGGCCGAGUUCAGGAAGCCAUCAUCCACUUCAGAGAGGCCAUGCGUUUAGCUCCCUGUCGACUUGACUGCUAUGAAGGUCUGAUCGACUGUUACCUGGCAUCCAAUGGGAUUCGAGAGGCGAUGGGAAUGGCCAAUAACAUCUAUAAAACUCUGGGGGCCAACGCUCAGACCCUGACCAUUCUGGCUACAGUGUGCCUUGAAGACCCUGUGACUCAGGAGAAAGCCAAAACGCUGCUGGACAAAGCGCUCGCCCAGAGACCCGACUACACCAAGGCCGUGGUCAAAAAGGCCGAACUCCUCAGCCGGGAGCAGAAAUAUGAAGAGGGCAUUGUUCUCCUCCGAAAUGCCCUGGCCAAUCAGAGUGACUGUGUCCUGCACAGAAUGCUGGGAGAUUUUCUGGUGGCAGUUAAUGAUUAUCAAGAAGCCAUGGAUCAGUACAGUAUCGCACUAAGUCUGGAUCCUAACGACCAGAAGUCACUGGAGGGGAUGCAGAAGAUGGAGAAGGAGGAGAGUCCCACAGACGCCACGGUGGAGCUGGACGGAGACGACAUGGAGGGCAGCGGGGAGGACGGGGACCUGGAGGGCAGCGACAGCGAAGCGGCUCAGUGGGCCGAUCAGGAACAGUGGUUUGGGAUGCAAUGACCUCCGACCUUUACGUCACCAUCAGCUGACACUCUGCAGCCUUCAGACUCCAGGGACGGGAUACGAGACUGAUCACAAACACAGCUCUGAUGUUUGUGUCUCUGGAUGAACUGAUGCCGGGUUUGCAGUUCAGCUCCUGGACUAACAGUGCUUUUAUGGAAAAGCAGCUUGAUGGAAAAACUCCAGCCAUUUUCAGCCCAGUGUUUUACUCCCCCCUCCAUCAUCAUCAUCAUCAUCAUCCUGACAAUCUUCUUCAGCUACUUCACUGAAGAGAUACUUGAGGUUUGUCAGCUCAUUCUCCACAGCUGAAAUCCACAGCCAUCUUUUUACACCUUCAUUUGUUCGUGGUUUUAUCUUCAACAGUUUGGCAUUAUCAGAAAAAUGAACUAUUUAACAUGAAAAGACUGCAAAGUAAGAAUCGAUAUAUAUGUAUAAAGAAAGACUUCCUGAAUGCUUUAUCGUUAAGUCUAAAAUGGCUGGUGUUGUUUUACAAGUCACAGAACAGACAGGAGAAUAAUUUACAUUCUGACUCAGUCGUUGCUGCAGAAGAAAUGAGGUGUUACUGCAUCCAAGACUCAGAAACCUUAAUUUGCCAUGUUUGUAUCUGACAGGAUUCUGUGAAAAAA
Molecule: messenger RNA, 2324 nt
Organism: Sphaeramia orbicularis (orbiculate cardinalfish)
Lineage: Eukaryota; Metazoa; Chordata; Actinopteri; Kurtiformes; Apogonidae
Gene: anapc7
Product: anaphase promoting complex subunit 7
Exons: 11
Coding region: 1-1698 (565 amino acids)
Biological process (GO): positive regulation of mitotic metaphase/anaphase transition; protein ubiquitination; cell division
Cellular component (GO): anaphase-promoting complex
Molecular function (GO): protein binding
Source: RefSeq, a predicted model, not a curated record